UUUAAUGUUUUCACUUCUCAGAUGCUCUUCAGGAUCUGUUGGGACUUUAAUGGAGCGUGAAAUAUUUGCAGUAAGUGCGAAGUUUGGAGCGGCAGAGUGAGUGAAAGCAUGGCUGAUAGGCAGGGAGCUGCAACUGAGUGUUAGACCCCUCCGUCCAGGGACACAGCCAAGAGAUGACCACAGUGUCCAUGGAGCCUAUGGCAGUGCUGGUGGAGAGGGUCCCCAAUGCCACGGACGCUCCCCUGGACUUGCCACCCUCCCACGAGGACACGGCCGCCACCUUCACCAUCGGCACCAUCCUCUCCAUCAUGUGCGUGGUCGGAGUUUCUGGGAACAUCUACACCCUAGUGGUCAUGUGCCACUCCAUGAGAGCUGCAGCCUCCAUGUACAUCUACAUCAUAAACUUAGCUUUGGCAGACCUGUUGUAUCUGCUCACCAUCCCAUUUGUGGUCUGCACGCACUUCCUCAAGGGUUGGUACUUUGGGGACGUAGGGUGUCGGAUUCUGAUCAGCAUGGACUUCCUGACCAUGCAUGCUAGUAUCUUCACGCUGACGAUCAUGAGCACAGAGCGGUACUUUGCAGUGCUCAAGCCACUUGACACCGUCAAGCGGUCGAAAAGCUAUCGCAAGGCCAUCGCUCUGCUGGUCUGGGCUGCUUCUCUUAUCCUCACCCUACCGAUGAUUGUGAGCAUUCAGCUAAUGACGAUGGGCAACAAGGCCAUGUGUCUGCCCACCCUGUCACCACUCUCUUACAAGGUUUACAUCUCCUUCCUGUUUUGCACCAGUAUUGUAGCUCCAGGCCUGAUCAUUGGCUAUCUCUACAUCCGGCUUGCACGCACUUAUUGGAUCUCGCAGACAGAGACCUUCAAGCAGACCAAGAAACUUCCCAACCAGAAGGUGUUGUACCUGAUUUUCACCAUCGUGCUGCUGUUCUGGGCCUGCUUCCUGCCCUUUUGGAUCUGGCAGCUGCUGGGUCAGUUCCACCCCUCGCUGCCCCUUUCCAUCAAAGCCAAACGCAACAUCAACUACCUGACCACGUGUCUGACCUACUCCAACAGCUGCAUCAACCCUUUCCUCUACACGCUGCUCACCAAAAACUAUAAGGAGUACCUGAGGAAGCGCCAGCGGACCUGGACGGCUGGCAGCUACUUCAAUAGGAGGAACCGCUUUCAACGCUCGCCACGCCGGUCUCCGUCAUCCAGCAGCCAGCAGUGCACCGAGAGCUUUGUGCUCACGCACACGGCCUCCGUGCGCACACACAACAGCAGUUUGUGAGAUAUUGAGGAGCUGUGCUGCCUGAGGAAGAAGGGGACGAGGAAGAAGAGAGGAGGAAACUGAUGAAGACGACACAAACAAUAGCAGACCCUGAACUUUAAAUCGCAGAUACCUAGGAAGACGACAAAGGAGGAGAUGCAAGCUUUUCUUUUUCUUUUUCUUUUUUUUUUUUUUGUUUUUUUAACCUUUGCAAAAGUUCACAUCAUCAACCACAGUGGGUGGGGACUUCACAACAGUACUUUGAAGCCUUGAAUGAGCACAAACAGGAGCCCAAUAAGGAGUUGGCUGCCUCUGUUUGAGAUCGUGUACAGUAUAAACACUCACCACAUUCACUUCUGACUCUGUUUGUUGCUCCCACAUCAUCUUGUUGUAUGAGGCAAAGACUGGACUCUAAUACAACAGAUAUUUUUCAAUCUUUAUGCUUUCACUUUGUUUGCCCUCUAUCUCUCCCCUACUCUAUUUGUGUGUGUGUGUGUGCGUGCGUGUGUGUGUUUGUGUGUGCGCGUGUGCAUGUUAAAAUGUCUCUAAAACUGUCAUUCGCUUGUGAUUAAGGGCAGUUAUCUGCACAGUGACAGUGGGAGAGUAAUGCUGUUGACGCACAACUGAGAUAAGGGAAACAUUAUCAAGCCACCGGCCGUUUGGUUUACAGAAAGAUCACCUCU
Molecule: messenger RNA, 1936 nt
Organism: Myripristis murdjan (pinecone soldierfish)
Lineage: Eukaryota; Metazoa; Chordata; Actinopteri; Holocentriformes; Holocentridae
Gene: uts2r1
Product: urotensin 2 receptor
Exons: 4
Coding region: 174-1274 (366 amino acids)
Biological process (GO): blood vessel diameter maintenance; regulation of blood pressure; neuropeptide signaling pathway
Cellular component (GO): plasma membrane
Molecular function (GO): urotensin II receptor activity
Source: RefSeq, a predicted model, not a curated record